Molecule: messenger RNA, 1215 nt
Organism: Insectozyma verbasci
Lineage: Eukaryota; Fungi; Ascomycota; Pichiomycetes; Serinales; Debaryomycetaceae
Source: the annotation of a GenBank genome assembly
AUGACGGACAAUUACUUACAAUUUCUAUCUAAACCUUCAGGUAAUCAUAAAGAUAAACAUCAUAUUAUAAUAGUUGGUGCUGGUAUUAUUGGUGUUUGUACUGCUUAUUAUAUUGUUUGUCAUCCUAAAUUUGAUUAUAAAAAAUAUUAUAUUACUAUUAUAGAGUCAAAAAGAGUUGCUGGUGGUGCUAGUGGCAAAGCUGGUGGUUUAUUAGCUUUAUGGGCUUUUCCCGAACAAAUUGUUCAACUAAGUUUUGAUUUACAUCAACAAUUGGCUGAUAAAUAUAAUGGUUAUGAAGAAUGGGGUUAUAGAAGAUUGACGACUGUUUCAUUAGAAGGUGAUAUAUCCGAUACAACCAAAAAACGUACUAAAAAGAAGCAUAAUAAUUUACCAAGUGAGUUAAAUUGGAUUACUUCAAAUUUUAUAGAUAAUUGUUCAGAGUUAGGUGGUACUGAUACCACUGCUCAAGUUCAUCCUUAUAAAUUUACAAAUUUUAUUCUAAAAAAAGCUGUUGAAUAUUCAAAAGGUUCACUAGAGUUAAUUCUAGGUAAAGUUGAUGAAAUUACUUAUUCAGUAGAAACGGGAAGUGCUACUGGUGUUAAAUUUCAAACUAAAAAUGAAGAAAUAAUUGAAUUAAAAUCAGAUCAAAUUGUUUUAUCAGUUGGUCCAUGGACUUCAAAAAUAUUACCAGAUUGUCCAAUAUCGGGUUUACGUGCCCAUUCAAUUACAAUAGCUCCCUUUAAAGAUCAAGUUUCUCCAUAUGCAAUUUUUACAGAAUUUAAAAUUGGUCCAACUUCAUAUAUAUCACCAGAAAUUUAUGCAAGACAAGAUGAAGUUUAUGUAUGUGGAGAAGGUGAUUCUGCAGUUGAUGUACCUGAAACAACAGAUGACGUUGAAGUUGUUAAAUCAAAAUGCGACGAAUUAUUUGAACAAGUUGGUAAAGUAUCACCUAAUCUUAAAAAUGGUCACAUACUAAAAAGACAAGCUUGUUAUUUACCUGUAUUAGAUGUACCUUCUUCAAGUGGUCCAUUAAUUGGUGAAACAAAUGUACUGAAUUUAUAUUUAGCUUCUGGUCAUUCAUGUUGGGGUAUAAAUAAUGCUCCAGGUACAGGUAAAAUAAUGAGUGAAUUAUUAUUUGGAGAUGUUGAAAGUGCAGAUAUUUCAAGUUUAGAUCCAAGUUUAUAUUUUGAUGCAAGUGUAUUGGAAGAACUAUAA